Molecule: messenger RNA, 1922 nt
Organism: Seriola dumerili (greater amberjack)
Lineage: Eukaryota; Metazoa; Chordata; Actinopteri; Carangiformes; Carangidae
Product: vascular endothelial zinc finger 1-like
Exons: 7
Coding region: 1-1506 (501 amino acids)
Biological process (GO): regulation of transcription by RNA polymerase II
Molecular function (GO): DNA-binding transcription factor activity; RNA polymerase II cis-regulatory region sequence-specific DNA binding
Source: RefSeq, a predicted model, not a curated record
AUGCAAUACCUUUGUGGCUCACCAGUGGGUCCCAGCCCACAGCAGGCCAAUGAGGCGCUGCAUCACCAGCACCAGGUCGCCGGGAACAGCCUCUUGCCUUUGCUCAAUUCUGGGACGGAGCCACCUGAUCAGAAACCGGUGCUGCCCAUUCCCUUGGACCAGAAACCCCCCGUCAGCGCCGCAGAACUUCUUAAAGACAAUGUGGCCAGUGGGGUAGGGGGAGGCGGUGGGCCUCCUGUCGCCGUGGUCAAAAAGGAGCCUAAAUCAAAGACGCCCUUCAUCUGCGGCUACUGCAACAAGGCGUUCCGAGACAGCUACCACCUGCGGCGGCAUGAGUCCUGCCACACCGGCAUCAAGAUGGUCUCGCGGCCUAAGAAGACACAAACAGCCCCCACCAUGGUGCCGCUCAUAUCCACUGUACCGCGUGAGAAUAGUGCAAACCCCUCGUACAUCACGACUGUAGCUGGUAUCCUGACUACAGCCACCACGUCAACAUCCACGGGCACGAGUAUCAUGACUCCAAUGCAGCACCAACAGCAGCAGAGUCUCCCCAAGAAGCCCCCCAAGCCGGUGAAGAAGAACCACGGCUGCGACAUGUGUGGUAAAGCCUUCAGAGAUGUGUAUCACCUCAACCGCCACAAGCUGUCGCACUCUGACGAGAAGCCGUUUGAGUGUCCCAUCUGCCAGCAGAGGUUCAAGAGGAAGGACCGCAUGACGUACCACGUCCGCUCCCACGACGGCGGAGUUCACAAGCCUUACAUCUGUUCUGUCUGUGGAAAGGGCUUCUCCAGACCUGAUCACCUAAGCUGUCACGUCAAGCAUGUCCAUUCCUCAGAGAGGCCAUUCAAGUGCCAAGUAACGGCCUGCACCUCUGCCUUCGCUACCAAAGACCGUCUGCGCUCCCACAUGAUCAGGCACGAAGGCAAAGUGACCUGCAACAUCUGUGGCAAGAUGCUGAGCGCCGCCUACAUCACAAGUCACCUCAAGACGCACGGCCAGGCCAGCUUCAGCAACCCAUGUAACAACAAAGGCAUAAGUGACUGGCAGUGGAACCACUCAGGGCCACGAAAAGGUGAGUUGACGGUAGGAGAGAUUUUAAAUAACUCCUUCCAAGUCCUAAUUGACAACUCUCACAAAGAUGCCAACAGCGUGCACAACUCGGCCACCACGACGCCCGUCACCAACUCGGCAGCCGCCAUCACCUCAGCCGUGAACCGCGGUGGCAUCACCAGCAACCCCGUCACAAUCGCCGCUCAGAUGAACAUCGCCACCAGCACGGUCAACAUCACGUCGCCCGUCAACCUGCAGCACCCCGUCACCAUCACUGGCCCCGUCAACCUGGCCUCCGUCAACAUCCCCACGACGGCGCACAUGAAUAUCGCCCACCCGGUCGCCAUCACCACUCCCAUGCCCAUGAAUAUCACCGGGCCCCUCAACAUCGCUAUGAGGCCCAUGGAUAGCAUGCCUUUUCUAUCCCAAGUCCUGCCUUCCUCCCCCCCCUGGUAGAGCUGCUUCAGCCCACGUGACACUGAUGAUGUCGUAACUGCCCAAUAACAGACGAGCCGGUCAGAGCUGUGGAGUCCGAGUUACAUUUAAACUAACGUUAGGACUCAUUAAAGCUGCCAUUGGAUGAUCUAAAGGGGGGGGGGGUCUCUUCUCCAGAUGUGAUUGGCUUCCACUCUCAGCAGCUGGCUUUGAAGUAUAAACUCUGAGCUCAUCAAAUCUAUUCUAUGAAUCUAUGAAUUACCUGACUGGUGUCACAUGACCUCAUGGGAUCCAGUAAUUCUGUGUAAAUAACAAACGUUUUAUACCAAAGAUUUUCUAAGUGUUUCCCACUGAAUUCUAUAUUUUGAAAGAAACUGAAAACCUUUAAAGAACGUUUAGACCAUGAAGGACAAAAAAAUUCUUACAAAAUUAUUGAC